Molecule: messenger RNA, 4445 nt
Organism: Oryzias melastigma (Indian medaka)
Lineage: Eukaryota; Metazoa; Chordata; Actinopteri; Beloniformes; Adrianichthyidae
Product: gamma-secretase activating protein
Exons: 33
Coding region: 278-2878 (866 amino acids)
Biological process (GO): positive regulation of amyloid-beta formation
Cellular component (GO): trans-Golgi network
Source: RefSeq, a predicted model, not a curated record
AGGGGGAGGGUCCAUAUCUGGUACAGCGUGCCAUUUCCGCAAUUAAAACAACAGGGAAAAGUUCAAAGAGGAAGUAAAAGUCAGCUAAAACGCACGCGGAGGUGGGUGUAAACUUCUACCAGCUUUGGUUUUAUACAAGCGAAGCGUUUUGUUUCGGUCACAUGAUGUGGAGUCCGAACGAAAGCGACACGGACGGCGCCGAAAGCGACACCAAAAGAGUCAUAAUUCGUGGGGAAGACCUCGAUAAAACAAAGGCAGAGUGAAGGAAAACAGCAACAUGCUGAAGCUGAAGGAGGGAUUUGACCUGCACAGGGACGUGGUGCUGGAUAUCCUCAGAAAAGAGGCGUCGGUCUGUCGGGUGACAGAGUACUCUGAAGCUGUGGACGCCCGUCUCCUGAACAUCGAGAGCGAUGGGGGCAUCCUUUAUUCCUGGAAGGGAGCUACAGGCACCACCAGGAUUGGCAAAUACGACUCCAACACCAAGCAGAAUAAGCUCUUGUACACCUUCGACAAGCAGGUUUGCGUCAGCAGCUGCUCCCUCAACAAGGAGGAGACCCUGCUAGCUGUCAGCCUGGCUCAAAACGUCAGAGGAGAGGAGCGUCUAAAACCAACUUCAAAGUGUCUCACUCUCCUCAUUGAGAUUCAUCCUAUAAACAACACUAAAGUCCUGAAGGCAGUGGACUGCAGAAUCAAAGUGCAGUUUCUCCUUCAAGACAGCGACAAGAAGUCGGUGCUGGAGAGCCAUCUGCUGCUGUUUGCCGAGGAUGGAUAUGUGGAUCUCUAUCAUGUGCUGCUAAGUAAACAGGAGGGUUACAGAGUGGUGAUGGCCAAUCCCGAGCGUUUGUCCAAAACAGCAGAAAGAAUCGUGGAGGAUUUCUGCUGGGUCCAGUGGGACGGACACACUCAAAGACUCCACUAUCUCACCUUCAAGGACAAGUUUCUGCUGCGAUGCGUUCAGUUCCACCCCAACAAUAACUGUGAAACGGCGCUGGAGCUGCACUUGGAUAUGCCCUCUAAUUCUUUUCCCACAGUCAAGUUCGUGAAUCUUGGUUUUGACCACUAUCACGAGGAAAACGCCAGUCGGGAGCUUGUGAAGAUGAGAGUGUUCACAAACCAAAUAGAAAGAAGCUAUUGUGUGUUCUACAGCAAACCCCUGAAAGACAAAAACGAGCUGAUAUACACGGUGGUUUUGGUUCACAAAGACUGCACCAAGAAGUUCAGAGUGGAUCUGGCCAGCGACGGGUUUUCACAGCAGCACCAGCCUCUCUUCAUCCCCAUAGGUUACUACGUCCUGGUGUAUCUGCAGGGACAUUUCCUCCACUGCAUCAACACCCGGCAACAGGAGAUGCUCUGCUACUCCCUCUUUUUCUCCGGUCAUGAUGUGAACUCAGGGCUGCAGUGUCAGUCAGCUGACAUCUCCGUGCUGCAUGCGGAGGGACGGCCUACCUGUCUGGUGGAGCUCGUCAGCGGGAAGAUCAACGCCGUCGAGCUCAGCUCCGACUUCUUACUGCAGAUACUGCGAUCAGACACCAGGUGGCCCGGCAGUGUGGCUGACCCUCAACGCCUGGCUGCCCUCCACUGCCUGCUGGUUUACAUGGGAAAUGACCCAAAACUGGAGCUGAAGAUUAUGUCGUGGGUGUGUGACAACGUGAACACCAUUGAAUCCUUUGAUCUGAUCCAGGAGUUCAUUUUAGCCUCUUGGUACAGAAUAGGUUAUGACAGAUUUCUUGGCUUGGAUAAAGUCCUGCCUUACUCUUCUAUAUUUGAAAAGAAGGAGGUUCCAGGUUGUCUGUUGGAGGUUCCUGGUGUUCGGUGCACCAAUGGGUUCCACGCUGAACCUGGUUUUAAAGGGAAGGCUAGAGGCCCCUUCAGUUUCUGGUCAGAGCUGCAGUGCAACACGGAGAGGACGAAAAGUCUAGAUGCUUUAAUCAACUCCAGAUACAGAACCUCCCACGUUCAGGACGACUGGAAUAAACUGAAAUCGGAGAAAAAACCCUCCAGUCACAUGAAUCACAUGGAGGAGAACGCAAAGAAAGUUCUUUCCACGGUGGACACCUGGUGUCUCGAGAAGAAGCUGGUGCCACUUUUUCAGGAGGAAGACCAUCAGCAAAGGUUGCUCAUAGGCCUGACGGUUGACAAACUUCGGGAGCACAUCAACAGACACCUGCCUCGACUGGGGAAGAAGAAGAUUGACUCGCUGGUUGUCAAUUAUGUAGCCAAACUGUUGGAGCUCAUCCGUCAGAUGUUGGAGUCCGCCUGGGCCAAAUACAAACUUGGCUCCCGCGUUUUGUGCUUAAUGAAGCGAGGCAGCCCGGCGGAGUGGUCCGUCUUUCACUUCAUGUGUCGGAUCCUGGAGUCCACGCGGGGUCUCUGCCUGCCCCUUCCACCUGGCUAUCACACCCUGUUUGCUGUGUUUGCGAUCCGCUGCCUCCCUCACAACACCUUCCUGCAGUACAUUGAUCACGGUUUUCUGCAGCUCACUGAAACCUUUGUGUCCCGCCUCAUGACAGAUUUGGACAACAGCAAAGCCAAUGAGAGACUGAAGUUCAGCGUAUUGAAGAGACUACCAGAGCUCGUGGAGCAGAGGAUCUACCACAUGUGGGAUCAUCCCGUCAGCUCGGCCUCCAUUUCCAGAGAUUAUGUCCGGGCUCUGCUGGAGAAACAAAACAAAUACAAGGGAAUUGCUGUUACUGGCAGAGAAAAGCCUGGCUUCAGACCUGAGUUCCUGCCUCUUACCUACCUGGCAAACACACUCUCCGAUAUUGAGGCGCAAGCAGCUCCGAACCCAUUCGAGGAGCAGGAGAACGUGGACGCCAGGUUUGUGGAGGAGACGGCUCUGAUGCAGACGCUCAUCCUGCUGGGCUUAGAGAAAAAAUGAGGGCCGGCGAAGGAGAGGGGGAACGGACGAUCAGGGGUCGUCUCCGCCGGGAGGCCUUCAGGACGUGGAGCUGAUGGAUGACUUAGAGUUGAGAUGCAGAGUAAACAAGCUCUUGCUGCUCGAUGACAAAUUAGGGCGGGGACCUAGAGAUGGAGUCUGCUCUUUAGGAAAAAAAUCGAAGCCUUAGAGGCGCGGGGCUGUAUGUGUUAACCAAAAGCUUUGUAAAGGGACCAGGAAAUUCAUCUGGAAACAUCAAAUCAAUAAGUGCAGGCAGCUAACUCAUUGCAGCAACAGUUUCUCCUGGAAGCCACCCAACACCACACUCACCUGUUGAAAAACGCAAAACCACGUCCUCUAACAUCUUCGAUUCAAGUCUGAAAACCCUCUUUGGGUCAAAAUUGACCCGUUUUUUAAGGUCACAAUAUAUGGAUUAAAAGUGUCCAACCAAAACAAAAUCAGGGAGAUUUUCAUGACAAAUCAGGUCUUCAACACAUGGGUUUGUACAAGUGUUGCAGGUUUUUGGGUUGUCGGGUCCAUGAAGACCCGUACACAGGAGUGUUGUCUUGUAGUUCCCUUAAAGCUUGUCCGGCCACCUAAAAGGAUGACAUAAAAAUGGAACUCACAAUUGUCGUGUGUGUGGUAAGUAUUUCAUCAAGUGUUUGUAAAGCUGAUGCACUUAUGACAUACGGGUGACGCUGUUGUAUGGUGUCCUUACGCCGCAUUAGUCAUUAGUACGGCAUGGGUACUGGACCCUCACUGACAGCACCAAUUCUGCACAUACGGGGUUGCACACACUAUCCUCUGAUUGUUGAAUUUCCUAAAUUCCAGUGGUGCAUUCACACCGGACACUACUCAUGUGGCGGAGGUGUCUAGUUUCAUUGUUAAGCCAAUGUACAGAUGCGAUGUGAGGUCUUGGGGUGCGAUGUGGACGUCAGGGACUUGGCUUUGGGGACAUUAUGUUUUCAGUGACUCAAUCAAAGGAUAGAAAAAUACAUCCAAGAUGGACGUUCAAUGGGAGGAUUUUUCAUCCUGAACUUCAAUCUAUUUUCUUAACCUGUUGGGGCUGUGGGAUUGCCGGAAACUGUCUCGUUGACUGCGGGGCAAAGGCGGGAUACACCCUGGACCGCCUGUAACAAAGCCCAUAGAGCUGGAGCGAUCAAGCCCACUAUGCUAGCUAGUCAUAGGGCUGGGUAUCGAUUAUAAUUUCCAGAAACGAUUCGAUUCAAUUCACAAGAGCCUGAAACGAUUCGAUUCCGAUUUUUUUCGAUUCUUUCAAUUCUUCAAUUCAAUUCAUUUAAGUUUACAAAUUUAUACACAUUUGUUUAGAAAUACAUUAAAAAUCUACUAUUUAAUCUGAAUAUAUUAAUAUUAAUCUGAUACAGUUCGCAUAUUGUAAAAUGUAUUAGUAAAAUAAUGAGAUUGUUAUUAUCAUACAGUGAUACAUGGUUUCUCUAAAGGAGAAGUUCUAACAAAAAUGUUCAGAUCAUUAACAUUGUAAACAUUGUUGUGGUUCGGUAAUAGUUUGGCCACUAGGUGACGAUUGCGCUAUAGAAGUACACUAUUCAAG